This is a messenger RNA of Macrobrachium nipponense, 9707 nucleotides long. Its product is annotated as progestin and adipoQ receptor family member 3-like. The transcript is spliced from 8 exons. The coding region runs from base 313 to 1119 and encodes 268 amino acids. Gene Ontology annotation, cellular component: membrane. The record is from RefSeq and is a predicted model, not a curated record. NCBI's taxonomy places the organism in Eukaryota, Metazoa, Arthropoda, Malacostraca, Decapoda, Palaemonidae. Gene Ontology annotation, molecular function: signaling receptor activity.
UCUGAGCAAAAACAUUUAAACGAACCGCAGCGGCAACUCGGUCAACCAUGGCCAGUCAAUGCCGAUGACCCCACCACCGAGAUUAGGAUUGCAAGGUCCACCCGGAAGUGGCACGGUUUUCAAGUACUUGUAUGAGAAUAUCAUACGACUUUAUAUUAGAUAAGACUUGUUACCCAACAUUUAGCUAUACCUAGCUAUUUAUGUUACCUCGGGUACCGGUAGUCUGUUAACCGCGGUAGAACCAUAGGUAGCAAAACCCAGGUAUCUUCUUGAGAAGAAUUGUAAGAGGAAGUGCUUAGGUGAACUUGAAGUAUGUGUCAGCGUAAAAAGAAGCAGAAUGGCUUUAUACUGCCUUUCCACAGGGCACCAUCAUACCUUAGAACCAAUCCUUAUAUUAUGAAAGGAUAUAGGGUGAACCUUUCUACGUCACAGUGUUUUCGUAGUGUCUUAUGGUGGACCAAUGAAACACUUAAUAUUUGGUCCCAUAUCGCAGGAUUUCUUGUCUUCCUUGGACUCUUUAUAUAUGAUGUUACUGUAAUAUAUCAUAAAUAUCAUGGCACGGAAGAUGAUGCAGUUGUAGCAUCCUUUGUCUUGAUAUGUUUUAUGAUGUGUAUGUUGUUGUCUUCUCUGUACCAUACCUUAAAUUGCAAUUCGGAAGAAUCUUGCAUGAAGUGGCUUGCAUAUGAUAUCUUUGGGAUAUCUGCUUCAUUUUUGGCAAUAUUUCUGAGUGGCAUUUAUUAUGCUUUUUGGUGUCCAGAGUUCUUCAUUCAUCGCAUAAUGUACAUGUGUUUGGUGUUUGUCCUGUUUGCAGGAGCAAUGGUGAUGCUUUUGACACCAAAGUUCAUGGGAGCAGAAUGGGAAUGGGCUCGAGUUGCACUCUUUACUGGUUGGGCUGCUUCUGGCGUAUUACCUACUUUGCACUGGCUCUAUCUUUACUAUGGGGCUGAUAGCAACAUAGUUUCGGUUUUUCUACCUCGCAUUAUGAUGAUGUAUAUCAUUAGUGGGUCUGCAGCAUUUGUUUAUGUGUUCAAGAUUCCUGAAAGAUAUUUUCCAGAGAGAAAUCUGCAAAUACGCGAGUCAGCGAAUCCGAAGUCCGCGAAUACGGGCUUCACUGUAUAACUAUAGCUGGACGGCUACAGCAAAAAUUGAAUACUUUGCCAAAAAUGGUAAAUAACAUCCAAAAACUGAUAAUAGAAGACUACAGAAACCACUGAUGGUUGUUGGGAGCUGGCAGAAAAUGAAUUUAAGUUCUCUGCUUAGUUGUUCUUCUUGGUCGCUGAAAGUGCACAGAACGUGUUACCUGAAGAAAACAACUGAAGCGCUUCCGUGAAUUUUGAAUUUUUAAACUGCCUUGGUAGGAAGCUUAUAGCUAUGUAAUUACUUGGUAAGUCACAUAUAUAAAAGUUAAAUGUAGCAUCAUUUUAGUUAAUAAUAUUGUCUUGUAAUAAAUACCUUAAAAUCUGGUAACUUGUAAUUUUUUUGCAUGACAAGAAAUCUUCAUAAAGUAUGUUUAAAGUAUAAUUAGCCUUAUUAUUUUUAUUAUUAUUAUUAUUAGUAGUAGUAGUAGUAGUAGUAUUGUUGUUGGGAAGUAGACCUUUCAAAAAAAUUUUGCUGGAAAUUAUGGCUGAUUCAGCUGUGUUAAUUUUUUAAAGGGACUGUCUCAAGUCUCUGUUGUUGACUUUCCAGUAUGUAUUGCUUAGACUGCCAAGCAAUGUGGAUUCAGAGGACAAUUAUUAUUCAGCAUGAGUAAUACAUCAAUCUUUUUUCUCUCUCUCUCUCUCUCUCUCUCUUGCUAUUUCUUGCUGUUUUCUUCUUGCUACGUUCAACUCAGGCUCUGCUGGUUAUCUUCCAGGCAAAGGUUGGAGUUGGACUGAUGCUCUUGGGAGUCCUACUGUGUUUUAUACCAGUAUAGUGCCUGUGGGGUGCAACUAGAUGCUGAUUUUUGGUUGGCUGCAACUGAGAACUGUCUGCUAUUGGCUGCUUACUCGCUGCCUCAAGACAGUUCCUGGAGUUGAUGGUGUGUCUGGCAUGGCCUUGAUGAUCAUAAUACUCAGUUGACAUGAUGGGGAGCUGAAUUUUCAAUGGUUCUUUGCUCUAUGACAUCAUUCAUGGUGUUGCUGCCAGUGUUUCCUUCAUCGGGGGAGUCAUUUUCGGAAAUAUUGGCGGUAUUGUUGCUGGUACGUAUUAGUAUUUGUUAAUACCAUUGAUCCUUGGGUUAGGUUCUGCCUUAAGCUCAUGGGAAGGAGGAGGGCUUCUUACGUCAUGGUUAGGGAGGCUUUUUUUUUCUCAAAAUGAAUGGUGCUUCCAGCAAGUGCAGAUGUCUUGGGUAGGGGCACCUCCGAGGAAUGUAGUAUUGCUGACAAUAUUAUCUUGGGAAGGAAUCUAGUUGUGGCUGGUGAGGGCAUGGCCCCCUCCUAUGCAUGGCACGAGAUUCUCUUUGCAAGUCGCAUCAUAGUCAUUCCAAUAUAAGUUCUUGGGCACCCACGGAAGGGGCAUUGGUACUGAAUUCCACGGUGUAAUUCAGCACACUGCACUGCUGGAACAUGCUACAAAGGGUUGCAACCUCAUCCUUGCUGCCUGCUUUCAUGAUGUCUUCGAUGCAUCAUAUAUUUCGGGGGGGGGCACAGGAACUGCUCAAAGACCCUCUCCUCCAUGAUGCCCAUGUAAAAGUUUGCAAAGUGCACUUGUAAUGGGGAGCCCAUAGCAAUGCCAUCCUGCAUGUACAUGUGGCCUCUGUGGGUGGAGAAUGGGGCCCCUCUUGUCCAGAUAUCUAGGAGGGCACGAAGGACGCCUCAGGAAUAUUAAGGAUGGGUGUCGACGAAUCCUGGUAGAUGUGAUUGAGGAUCAAGUUAUGGUUUCAUUGACUGGCACGUUCAUGAAUAAAGACUCGACAUCCAAGGAAGCGAUAGUGCCAGAACCAAGGAAUUCUUGAAUUGCUUCUAAAAUUAUUAUGAUGUUAUAUUUUAUUUUAUAUUUUAAACAAGUUUUAUUGAAAAGAGUGGUACCAUCAGUGGAACUGAUGAUGGUGGAACUGAUUUUGUACAAGUACAAGGUCUUUUCCGUUCUUACUAUUCUCAUUUCUUUAAGGCUGAUAUCUGCUGAGAGCUGGCCUUUCCUCUUAUCCCGGUUAUGUACAUUGGCUAGCUCUUCGGAGAUAUCGCCUUUGAAGAAAAGAGAAUACUGUUGUUAGAUGAACUGAAAAGACCUUGUAUAAAACCAAUGAAGCUGAUGCUGCCAUUCUUUUUAACAAAACAUUUUAUUAUUAUUUAUUAUUAUGAAACUUUCAAUCUCCUUCAUGGUUUCUCUCCAUGUGGAGCAGUGUAUAAGGGCAUGACGGAUGAGGGCAUCCACCACAGACCUUUUAUACCUGUGUAGAAAUUGACAUGCUGUCAGUCUGGCUGUAUAAAUUGGCAAUGGAAUCCCUGCAGGGCUGCCAGAUUUUCUUUACCAACUUAUCGUACUGAUUAUUCAAAAUUAUUGUUUUUCACCAAAAUUAUCACAAAAUAUAUUGUAUGCAUGUGAAAAACUAUCAUAUCUUUUAUCAUUACACUCUGCUCUACAGUAAUCAACAACAUUUCUUGGUAUCAAAAUAAAUAAAUGUAUAUAUUUUAUACAUUUAUUAUAGUAAGGCAAAAAUAGUAUGAAACAAACUCUUCUGAUCUCUUUAUAAAAAAAAAACUAUGACAUUUUACAGAGAAUAAACAUAUGAAGCUGAAACCCUAUAACCCCACAUCAUACAUAGCAAAAUAGUAAACCAAAAUUAAAGAAAAUGUUCUUUACCAGAAUUAAAGAAUAAGUUCUUUACUUUAGGCUACAUUGUCAUACUGCUGUGAACAGUUUUUUAAACGUCUAAGCAUGUAUUUGGAUGGCGUAAACUUAACACAGGACUCCUGGCUUUUGAUACACUCAGAGGCCAACAAAGCACCUUUAACAGUUUGUGUAUUUAAACUAUUACUUAUUUUUGUCUUAAAAAGAUUUACUCUUACUGAACACACACUCACAUUCAGCAUUUGAGUGGGGAAGACUGACCACACACACAGCAAAAUUUGCCAGUUCAAAGAAGUUAUCCCCAUUCUGUAAAACUUUCACCCAGAAUUUAUCUACUGACAAUAUAUCAUCAAUACGCAGUAUAUCUUUGAAUGCUGGUAACAUUCUCCAUUGAUCAUCAAUUUUCUGUAUUAGUGAACAAUUAAAGUAAGUUCAACUAUGAGAGAGUAUAAAGAGGGGGUUGAUUUUCUAAAGGAAUUAGACUGCAUUUUCAGGUGUUAAGCAACACAGCUUGGAGAUCACACUGUCCUUAAAAUCAUACCUUUUCUUGAUCUCCACACAUGCUAUUACUAUUAUUAUAAAAACUAGUCAAUUUAGAUUUAUAUUCAUUUGGAUUUAUUUUUUCAAGUUCUUUACGUACCCCCAGUCCAAGAUACAACUCACUAUCCCUAAGGUAUUUAUCUUGCCUAGAAGGAUCAACUGUCUCAAGAUCUGUCUUUACACUAAUGUACUCUUUCCAUGACUUUGCAUACAAUACUGUGAUUACUGUUUUAUCAGACUGAAAAUAUGUAUUGAAACUUGUGAAUUUUGGCAAAAUCCAUUCAAGAAAAAGGAAAUAGGACUAAAUGAAGGGAUUUUGAAGAUCAUGAAAUAUAAGUUUGGCUGAUACCACCUUCUCAGAAAACCAAAUAUCUCUAAAAUAAUUGAGUAGAGGUUGUGAUGAAAUAUGCAUGGUACUAGUACAAUUAGCCUGCCUAUCGCAAUAAUCUCAAACACAAUUAUCUACAAAUCUUAAGGGAAAUGAUCACUUUACAUUUUCAUCAUUUUCAAUUGGAAACAUUUAAUCUUGAAAAAAAAAUGCCAGAAUUAUUGCAUAAAAUGUGAUAGUUGGAGCUGGUAUCGUACCAGAGGCAGUUUAAUCGUACAUAUGCGAUAAUUAUCAAACAAAUGGCAGCCCUGGAUCCCUGUUGGGGGUUCUAUUUCCAAUUUCUACAUGAGUGUUGCAGAGGAAGGAAUUUUCUAAUAAGAUCCCUUCACUCCUUAAUACCACCUUUUUUUUUUUGUCUGUCUGUCUGUCACAGUCCUCCAAUUUGACUGGGUGGUAUUUCUAGUGUGGGGUUCCGGGUUGCAUACUGCCGCCUCCUUAGGAGUCCAUCGCUUUUCUCACUAUGUGCGCCGUUUCUAUGAUCACAGUCUUCUGCAUGAGUCCUGGAGCUACUUCAGCCUCUAGUUUUUCCAGAUUCCUUUUCAGGGAUCUUGGGAUUGUGCCUAGUGUUCCUAUUAUUAUGGGUACAAUUUCCACUGGCAAAUCCCAUAUCCUUCUUAUUUCUAUUUUCAGGUCUUGAUACUUAUCCAUUUUUUCCCUCUCUUUCUCUUCAACUCUGGUGUUCCAUGGUAUUGCGACAUCAAUAAGGGAUACUUUCUUCUUGAUUUUGUCUGGUCUAUUUGCACGUAUCACCCUAUUUGUUCUGAUACCAUAGUCCAAGAGGAUCUUUGCCUGAUCGUUUUCUAAUACUCCUUCAGGUUGGUGCCCGUACCACUUACCACUGCAAGGUAGCUGAUGUUUCUUGCACAGGCUCCAAUGGAGGGCUUUUGCCACUGAAACAUGCCUCUUUUUCUACUGGUUCUGUGCAAGUGCCGGACAUUUGCUUGUUAAUGUGGUUUAUGGUUUCAUUUUUCGUAUUGUGUUUCCUACAUAUGGGAGAGAAGUUAUUUCCAUCUAUCGUUCUUUGAACAUAUCUGGUUCUUAGGGCCUGAUCUUGUGCCGCUGUUAUCAUUUCUUCAGUUUCCUUCUUAGCUCUCCCCUCAGUAGCCAUUGCCACAUGUCUUUGUUGCCUAAUUCUUUAGUCUGUCUCAUGUAUUGUCUGUGCAUUGGUUUGUUGUUAUUAUUAUUAUUAUUAUUAUUAUUAUUAUUAUUAUUAUUAUUUAUUAUUAUUAUUAUUAUUAUUAUUAUUAUUUAUUUAUUUAUUGGUCUAUCACAGUCCUCCAAUUCAACUAGGUGGUAUUUAUAGUGUGGGGUUCCAGUUAUUAUUAUUAUUAUUUUUUCAAUGUAUCACUGUUAUCCUAUUUAACGGGUGGAUUUUAUAGUCUGAUGUUCCGGGUUGUAUCCUGCCUCCUGUUGCUAGUAGCGCACUCUCUUGUAUGAGUUCUGGUGCUACUUCAGCAUAAAAUUUUUCUAGGUUCCUUUUCAGAAAUCUUGGGAUUGAGCCUAGUGUUCCUAUGAUUAUGGGUACAGUUUACACUGGCAUAUCCCAUAUCCUUAUGUCUAUUUUCAGAUCUUGAAACUUAUAAUAAAUUUUUUCUCUUUCUUUCUCACCUCCUCUGGUGUCCCAUGGUAUUGCGACAUCAAUGAAUGAUACUUUCUUCUUGAUAUUGUCAAUCAAUGUCACAUCCGGUCUAUUGACAUGUAUCACCCUAUCUGUUCAGAUGCCAUAGUCCCUGAGGAUCUGUGCCUGAUCGUUUUCUAUCACACUCUCAGGUUGUUGUUCAUACCACUUAUUACUGCAAGCUAGUGGGUGUUUCUUGCACAGGCUCCAGUGGAGAGCUUUUGCUUCUGAAUCAUGCCUCUUUUUGUACUGGUUCUGUGCAAGUGCCAGACAUUUACUUGCCAUGUGGUUUAUGGUCUCAUUCUUCAUGUUGCACUUCCUGCGUAUGAUUGAGCUGUUAUUUCUAUCUGUUGUUCUUUGGACAUAUCUGGUUCUUAGGCCUGAUCUUGUGCUGCUUUUAGCAUUCCUCCCAUUUCCUUCUUGAGUUCUUCCUUCUGUAGCCAUUGCCAUGUUUUAUUGCUGGCCAGUUCUUUAGUCUGUCUCAUGUACUGUCUGUGCAUUGGUUUGCUGUGCCAUUCCUCUGUUUUGUUUUUCAUUCUCCCCUCUCUUUAUGUCUGGGUUUUCGUCUUUUAUCAGUCCUUUCCAUGCACUGCUUAGCCACUCAUCUUCACUGGCUUUCAGAUAUUUCCCCAGUGCUCUGCUCUUAAUGUUGAUGCAGUCUUCUAUGCUUAGUAGACCUCUCCCUCCUUCCUUUCGUGUUAUGUAUAGUCUGUCUGUAUUUGCUCUUGGGUGUAGUGCAUUGUGUAUUGUCAUGUGUAUCCUAGUUUUCUGGUCUUUGCUGCAGAGUCCAGCCUUCGUCCAUGCCACUACUCCUGUGCUGUAUCUGAUUACUGGUAAUGCCCAUAUAAUUAUGGCUUUCAUCAUGUUUCCAGCAUUGAGUUUUGACUUGAGUAUUGCCUUACGUCUCUGCAUAUAUUGUUUCCUGAUUGUGUCUUUCAUAUCUUGGUGUUUUAUAUCUUCUCCCUAUCUCCUAUUCGAUCCUAUUAUUCCCAAGUAUGUGUAUCCUGUCUCGUCUUUGUGUUUGAUGCUAUUUCCGUCAGGUAGCUUUAUCCCUUUAGUCCUUGUCACUUUUCCUUUUUGUAUGUUGACCAAGGCACAUUUUCCUAAUCCAAACUCCAUCCAGAUGUCCCCAGAUACUAUUCUGGAUUAGGAUAUCUAUUUCCUUGAUGCCCUUACCUUACAGCUUGAUGUUGUCCAUGAAAAUCAGAUGGUUAUUUCGUUUGUCUCCUUUCUUGAUUUGGUAUCGAGCAUCCAUCUUCUACAGUACUUUUGUCAUGGGAAUCAUGGCUACUAGAAAGAGUAUUGGAAACAGUGAGUCUCCUUGAAAGAUCCCUCUCCUGUUGUUAACCUCUGCUAGUCUUAUCCCAGAACUUGUAAGUACUGUAUUCCAGUUGCACAUUGUAUUUUUUAGGAAGCUGAUGUUUUCCUCUGCCACAUAUAUUUUCAGGCAUUCUGUUAGUCAUAUGUGCAGUAUCACAUUGAAGGCUUUCUUGUAGUCAAUCCAUGCCAUGCCUAGGUUGGUUCUCCUUCUCUCAGUAUUCUUCAUUAACAUUUUAUCUAUCAGGAACUGGUCUUUUGUGCCCCUAAACUUCCUUCUGCAGCCUUUCUGUUGGUUGGGGAUGGUGUUUGUAUCCUCUAGGUAAUUGUAUAGCCUUUCACUAAUGAUAUCUGUUAGAACUUCCACAUUAUUGGUAGGCAGGUGAUAGGCCUGUAGUUACUUGCAAUAUUUCCAUUGUUCUGGUCAUUCUGUACUAAACAUGUUCUCCCUGUGGUCAUCCAUUUGAGUGCAUGGUGAUUUGUGAUACUAUGCUUGAGUUGUUCUGCUACUCGUGGAUGUAUGGCCUUGAAGUUUUUGAGACAGUAUUCAUGGACUUCAUCGAGACCUGGGGCUUUCCAGUUGGGCAUCAUUAUUAUUAUUAGUAUUAUUAUAUUAUUAUUAUGAAUAUUAUUAUUAUAACCAGAUCAUAAGUGGCUCCACAUUAAAACUCUUUGGAAGAGAAAUGUUAUUGUGAAAAAGGGAGACUAUAAAUUCCUUAUGAAAAUUACCAAAAAUAUUCAAACUAGCCAAAUUAUGAAUAAUUUAAUACAAAUAUUUGCCUUCUAGAUUAACAGCUGCACAAGUUGCUAUUUUUACAAGAACAGUACAGUAUUACUUUUGUUUAACAAUCUCUCUGAAUCCCAUUCCCAGACACUCAGAGGUGCUGAUUCAAAGAAUUUGUUUGUAAUGAGGGUCUGUUUAAAAAAGUUUCCCUGCAGGGAAAUUGAUUGAAAUAAAGAAAAAAUGACAGAAGGAUAAUGCAUAAAAAUGAAGCCUUUUGAAUGAAAAUAGUGAAUAGAAGUGAAGAGUGGCAUUCAAAUCUGAGAAGUCCCUCAGGAUGUUUGGACAUUUUAACAAUAUACUUAAAAUGAUCUUCAUCAUUAUUAUUAAUGUCUUUCUAGUCUUUCCCUGGAGAGAGUUUAAGAUCUAAUUGGUUUUCUUCACUCUUUCCUCUUGUGCACUUUCUGCUUGGAUCCUUUUGUGAUCAAAGUCCACAUAUGUGUUAAUUUUUCAUGGUCUCUACCUUCCAACCAAUCAGCGUUUGCCAAUUUUCCAAAAAAAAAAAAUAAAACAAGGAGAGAGAAAUUCAUCAUCAUCUCUAUUUGCUUCCUAUUUUAUUAAAUAAAUAUGCAUCAACAUACAUCCUCUCUGUUCAUCUACUUAAUAAGUAAUAGACAAAAAAAUUUAUCCUCAAGUUAUGAGUAAUAUCCAUAAAAAUUCUACUCUCUAAUUCUUAUUAAGUGAUAAAAUUAAUUAAUUGCAUACAUAAAAAGUUCUUCCUCUCAUAUUUGUAUUAUCUGAUGAAGUUGAUGAGUAACUUACAAAAUGUAGAACACGUAACGAACUAUUCUCUUUCGUAAAUAGAAUAUCAACUAAAUUGAUUCUAUGUUUUCCUCAUGUUUUCUCUAUUUCCUCCGGUGCUAAUCCUAUGACAUUAGCACUUGUUUUAUUAUUUAUGUAUAUAUAAGUAUUGGUUUGUUGUAUCAUAUUUCUGUUAAUGCAAGCAAUAUUUGGCACAGUGUAUCUUAAGAUAAUGUAUUUUUCAGUACGUACUUGAAUUUCUGUGUUUGAAACAUCAUAGUCAUCAUCUUCAUUAAUUAUGAAGUACUUUGUCCAGACCAUUAAUGUAAAAUAUUCAUUUAUCAUAAGACUAGCCAAAUCAUCAUCAUCUACUAUGUAAGACAAAUUGAUAUUUGCAAAAGUUGAUAUACAUAAAUAUGUAUGAGGCCAUAAUUUAAGAAAAUUCUACUCUUGUUAUAUUAUGUAUGUAACUUUAAACAAUUUUGUAAAUAUUAUUAAUUUUUUGUGUACAGUUUGUUAAAAUCUUUCUCAUUCAUGUAUUGUUUCAUUUUUUC